Canariomyces notabilis is the source of this 1730-nucleotide messenger RNA. RefSeq lists its product as uncharacterized. The record is from RefSeq and is a predicted model, not a curated record. Bases 353 to 1690 code for a protein of 445 amino acids. The transcript has a single exon. Gene Ontology annotation, molecular function: protein binding. NCBI's taxonomy places the organism in Eukaryota, Fungi, Ascomycota, Sordariomycetes, Sordariales, Chaetomiaceae.
GGAAUCAAUUACUAUGGACCUCGUUGUUGAAACAAUGGCGUAACCAGCAGUGCAUCAUGAUCUCCCGAGUCCCCAUCGCCUUGCAGCCCGCCUGGCACAGGGGCAACUCAAUUCGUACAAAGGUCAGGAUGCUGUUCAGGUUGACAAACUUCCAGACGCCUUCCAAUCAAGAUAUAAAGGCAUUGCGUCGCGUCCUAGUGUAGUGUAUUGCUCCCAUCACUGCAGCCAUCACGUCCUGCGAGCUUUAUAUCAACCUAUACUACCCACCAAGCAGCUCUCUCUCUAUCUGCUCAGCAUCAUUCUCUUGAAAGUGUCAACGUCACUUACCCUUACUGGGCUGUCCCUGGACAACAUGUCAAACAUCCGUCCCAGUUUCCUCCUGAUCAAAUUGCUGUUAUUGGCUCCGGGGUUAGCCAGCGGCUACUGUUCGAAACCUCCGGAGGGUGACGGGACCCCGGCAGCUAACACAGUGAAAGCCCUCUACUUGCUCACCAACGAUGAAGCCAACGCGGUCGUGGCACUGCCGAUUGACGCCAACGGCAAGCUCUCUCCUGGCACCGUGACCCCGACCGGGGGGUGCGGCUCCGUGGCGCUAAACAGCGAUAAGCAGCCGGCCACUCCUGAUGCCUUGGUGAGCCAGUCAGCACUCACCGUUGCCGGAAGCGUGAGUCCGACUCGACACAGCCAUGCUUCGGUGCCCCAUGCCCUAAUAAUUGACCCUUUCCACCUCCAGAGCAUCUUCGCCGUGAACGCCGGCUCCAAUUCCCUCAGCAUACUCGCCAUCUCCCCUUCUGACCCAACCCGCCUGACCCCGGUAGGCGCUCCGGUAUUGAUCCCUGGCGACUUCCCCAACACCGUCGUCGCCUCGGUCAAGCACGGCGUCGUGUGCGUUGGCACUUCAGGAACCCGCGCAGGCAUCUCGUGCGGCCGCUUCUCUCCCGGGCGCGGGCUGCUGGGACACAUGGACGCCCUGCGCCCAUUCGACCUCAACCAAACAACCCCGCCCGUUGGUCCAACCAACACCGUUUCACAGACCUUCUUUUCCGCCGACGAAUCUAUGUUGUUUGCCACCGUCAAGGGCGACCCAGCGACCAACAAAACAGGCUUCUUCUCCGCCUUCCCCGUCGAAUCGACCGUCGCAGGCCGGUGGCAGCGGAACCAAAACCAUAACCGAACGCAGUCGGCCGUCUCCCGCGUCGAGACACGAAGCAUGCCCGCGGGGACAGCAGUGCUGUUCGGGUCGCAGGCCAUUCCUGGCACGUCCAGCGUUUUCGUCACAGACGCCUCGUUCGGCGCGGCCAUCCUGUCGGUAGACAGCCGCGGCGCGGCGCAUACGGUGGCGACGGGCAAGGUGGACGGGCAGGCGGCCACGUGCUGGGUGACCAUCUCCCCCGCGACGGGCACAGCGUUUGUGACCGACGUCGCCGUGAACCGGCUUGUCGAGAUGAGUCUCGGCGACGCCAGCGUGCUGUCGCAACUGGACCUUUCGGCCAACGGCGAUCCGGGGCUAAUUGACCUGCGCGCAGCAGGGAACUUCAUCUAUGCCCUCUCGCCCGGGAAUGGUACGACUGAGGCAGCUGUUACCGUGGUUGAUGUCUCCAGGGGUCCCCGGUCGGCGACGAUGGUCCAGCACUUUGGACUGGGUGGCGUGGCGGGUCGGAAUGCGAUGGGCAUGGCUGUUCUUGUCUGACGGCGUCGUCUGGGACCAAAAAACCAGCAUGCGCACCUGU